ACAAGCUGUUGUUAGCAACCAAUGGCGUGGUUAGCUACUUAUGGAAAUGAAUGCAUGAAAUAAUUUCUCUCUAAGAUUAUAAUUAAGUACCAAACAAUGGGCCCCUUACACUAAUACAUGACAUCUUUAUCAUGAGCAAAACAAAUAUUCAGUACCUUGACAAAACCAUCUGACAUUUGGCCAAAAACAUCGGUUAUUUUCUUCGUUUAUGUGACCUACUGACUGUGUGUGAUGUGUGUGUUCCGUGUGGUAUUAGACUGAGUCUAAUGUAAAGUGGUUGUGUUCAUUGGGCGAGACACUCAAGAUACGAGUCGGGCUUCGACUUACAGAGUCAACGAAAUCAGUUGGACGAGCUCCAGCACUUAUGGUCACGACAGCUUUGGCAACAGGACAAAAUAAGGCUACUGCUAAUCCGGCAUUUGUAUUCUUCUGUCCAAUGCGUGGCGUGCGGUUAUUUCUGGUCUGGCGAAUCCAACAUUUCUCAUUACCCUCGGAUUGCUUUUUGUUUUGGAAUGUCAUCUUCAGUUAAAUGAAAUCUGUUCCCGACUGUGUGUGUUGUUACCUAAUCCUAUCAAUAUUUCCCAAUAAUAUAGUUGAUUUUAUUUAUUUUGAAUGAUCUAUUAUAGUUUUGUGUUUUUGUAACUGUGUCAAUUGUAGUGGCUGGCUACAAGGUGUAGAUCAGCCUUGUUAAUCAAAUCAAAAUACAAACCCAAAACAUUCCAUUAUUUGGAUGUUGAGUGAUAGCAAGGUACUGAUAGAAUGCGCAAGUUUCGGUGUGCAGGAGACAUUAUAUUUGAUGAUGUGGAUAUAACGCCAGGACAGAUUUGUAAUGUGAAAUUAAAACCACACUCAGAGACAUGUAAUUUUCUCCAAUACCUGAACCCUUUAACCCCAGAGAAGCCAUAUUUUUUUGCACAAAUCAGAACUCUUGCUCCAAACAGUAAAAUCACUCUUGGGAUUGCUGGACCAGACAUCGCAUCAGAUGCACAUCCUGGCAACUGGAUCGACUCUGUGGGUUAUCACAGUGAUACUGGCCAGUGUUACACAUCUCAUCAGUCUGUUGCAAACACAGAGGGAGAAAAGUUUGGAAUAGGAGAUGUCUUUGGAGUUCUAGUCACAUACUUUGGAGAAAAAAGGUCCACAGUAAUUUUCUUGAAAAAUGGCUCUCCCGUCGCAACAAGGUUUCUGUUUGAGCCUAAUCACAGUCGGUACCUUCCUACUAUAUCUUUGGAGAAUGGGCCCAUUGACUUGGGUCUUAUGUGGCCUGAAGCAGCAAUGGGGGUACCUACGUACAGUGAGAAAAAUAUGCUACAUUGGAUCCGUCCCGUAUCUGUCAACUAUGACGUUCUUUCAAACAUGUUUAUCUAUAAUGGCAAGGAUAAGAUCACAGGAGAACUCAUAAUACAGAGCCCUCAUCCACUCUCUUUAGAAAUACAGCACUUUGAAGUCAUCAUUCAAGAGGCUGGAAAUGACUGCCCGGGGCCCUCUAUUUCCCUUGCCACAUGCAGUCCCUUAGUGCCAUCUCCUUCGUCCACAUUAUCCCAAGAUUACAUUCGAUUUGACCUGGACUUUGAUGUCCAACACCAUCUGUUAGGUCAAAGGAUUGGAUGGGGCAUUCAUUACAAUCCUGAAACUCGCAAUCUGCCAGACUUUAAUCCUAAAGCAGAGCAGCUGGUUUACUGCUAUGUUACAGCAAACUUGGAUAUCAUCUCAGGGAAAAUGAUGAUGCAGCCUGAAGGGGGAUUUUAUCCUUUGGUCUUAUUAAAGGAAGGUGCUUCCAAAGUCACUAUUGAUGUUGAGUCAAACCCAAAACCUCUACUCACUCAUCAAAUGGACAACCAGUUCAAAAAGGAGCUAGCUGCAGCUAAGAAAAUUCUGCAAGAUGAUUUAAGAGAAAGAGUUGUCAAAGAAUCCAUGUUACGCAAGACUGACUCCGUAGAAGUCACUAUUACUGAUCAGUUUACAACGUUACGUCUUCCUGCUGAUAAACCUGGCAUCCACACAGUGCAGCUAAAGAAACCUCUCACAGAAAACAGCAACUUUUUCUUGAUCCGUGUGCGGCAGCUCAGUGAAGACUCAGGUAUUGGUGUUGGUGUUGCAAGUCACGAGUUUCCUCUAAAUAAAUAUCCCGGUAAGACUCGCCCAUCUGUUGGCUGGACAUCUAAAGAUGGGAAGAUGUACAGAAACACAAGGCAUGAUGGGAAUCUCUCUGGAGAGAGAUAUCAAGUUGGUGAUAUCAUUGGUGUGGAAAUGGAGGCCUUUGCCAAAGAAAUGUCUGUGGCAUUGUUCACAAAGAAUUUUCGCCCUGUGGGAACUGCUUACUACACUCAAACAAACCUCAAUGAAUUCCUGCCCACAAUCUCUUUGUGCGCAAAUGGAUAUGAGGUGAUUGUGGAGGUCUUUUGGCAGAACAUGAUGAGAGGAGCUCCAUUGUUCAGUGUGGUUGAUCUGCAGCAUUGGUGUCUUCCUCCCGGAUCAGUGGUUGAUCGAGCGACAAACACAGUUCAUGUGAAAGAUCACUCUACUCCAGUGUCAAUACAAGCACCCUAUAGUCUUCACAAAGGUUACAAUCAUUUUGAAGUUCAACUGACUAAAAACUUUGGACCUGAUUGUCCACCUCCAGCGGUGGUGUUGUCCACUGCAACGCCUUUGGAUCCUCCGCCUAAUUCUUGUCUGAAACUGGAUUUUUUACGGUUUUGGGCUGUGAAUGAAGCAAGUGCCCUGGUCCAGGUUGGGGAUCUGGUGGGCUGGGGCCUACUGUACAUAGAUGAGAGCAUCCAUCAUGACGAGGAACAGCUAGUCAUUUGUUACCUGACAGUCAACCGCAAAAUUCUCCUGGUCAGGGUCGUCUAUCAGCCUCCCGGUGGAUUCUAUCCCCUGGUUGUUUUACCACCUGAAUUGAAUGAAGUGACAUUAGAAUUCAGUGCUACAAUUAUCCGGCAGCAUCCAAUAACGUCACAAGACGUAGCCAUUUUAGUGAAAGAAGCACGAGAACUAAUGAGGAAGGAGAAUGAGAUUUUGAAAAGAGGAGGUGAUCCAACUUCAGAGCUCGGUGGCUCGGCCUGGUUUAGGUCAUUGCCAAGUGCAGAGGCAGCAGAAAAAAAUGGAAUACAGAAGGACACCUCAGGUCAUCUCAAGGAAACAGUGAAAGAUGGUAGAGUGGAGAAGAGUGCAAAAACAAACAAGAUGGCGACAACAUUGACAGAUCCAGCACGAAAAGGGAAAAAACUUAAACAAGCCCAGUCGAAGAAGGCAGCAGAAGGAGAUCACAAGAGUUCACGCAGCUGUACAGUAUUGUGAGACAUCUAUAAUGUGAUUAUGAACUGCUUUUUUUUUUCAUUGUUCUCAAACUCAAACUUUGGGCCACUAUUUGUGCAUUGAAUACCUCAAUAUACUUGUACAAAAUGCAAACAGACUCUGGCUAAUACUCUCAUGAGAAAGGAGAAAAUAUGCAUGGUUUUCCUGUCUUUACUCUCAUUUUGAAAGUUUAUAGAAAUAAUACAUGCGUAAGUAUGGAAAAUCUUGUUUAGGAAGUGUCUUGAACACUUAUUUCCAUUGAUGCAAUUAGUCAGGAUUUAGGUGUUGUAUUGAUCCUUGAAUUAUAUAUCUAAGAAACAAUGACUCACCGUUUUAAAAUCGAUGUCUUCUUUUUUAGUGAGAGUUUUACGGCACAUGUAGUAUUCCUCUUGAGCGCCAUUCUCUUUAGUUACUGUACACUUGUCUGUGGCUGAUCAAAACUUGAACUUAACCCUUGAGAUUAAAUGGAACUUUACAAAAUCUCAAACAAGAUGAUAACUCUAAAAAGAGUUAAUACCAUGAUAUGAAUAUUAUUAAUCAAAAUAACUUUUAUUUUAUGUGAAUAGAAUAAGAGAUAUUUUCUGAAUUUACACCAACAAAUUUAAUUUUUUUCUCUUCAGCAGCAUGAGUUGCUGAUUUUUUUCUCUUUGUGAAAGGAGAAGAGAAAGCUAAAUAUUUUUUUCUUGAGAAUACACUUUUAAUUUUUGGUGUAUUGUCAGGCAUGGAUACUUCAGUGUUGUCUGGACCACAUCUUACUAUUUGAUUUAUGUGCAAUUACAAUUGUAUUUGUUUCAUAAAUUUAGAUAUAUGAUUCAGUUGCAAAAUGGAUAGUUUUCUAUUUCAAAGCAACAGCAUUUGGUUAAGUUAUUGUUAUUUUCACCAUGACAGUUGAAUCACUUUUUUAUGCACUUGCUUCAAUGUUAAUAGGGCAAUGAUUGUCGGUGUGAACACAGCGGCAUGCGUCUCUGAUUGAUAGGGACUGCAAAAGUAACCUUCUGCUCACAAUUCCUUUUUACACUGCACAGCCAUCUCAUUGCUUCUGUACACAUUGCACAUGACCUAAAAAAAUGUAAAUUAGAAUCCCCCCCCCCAUAUCUUUUGUUCAGCAGCUUUUUUAAAUGUCAAUGUAAUAAAAUUUCAUCCUCCCUCCCGACUGCAACCGACUUACUUGAUCACUUAUCCCUGGUUUAAAUGUUGUUUCUUUAUUAUAUCAUGAGUAAUCAGUUGUAAAAAUAUUUUAAGUUAUCAGCAUUCGUUUUUUAGUUUGUCAAGAAAUACAUGCAAAGUACAUAUACAUUAUAUAGAGAUGAAAUAAAUUUAAUCAGCUAGAGGAAUUUGUGUUCUCCAGUUUGGUUUGGUGUAUGCACACAUAUAUUUCUGUAUUUUCAGUCAGUCAGUUCAGACUUCACUACAACAUUCUUGCAAUGAGAAUCUCAUAUGCAGUUGGCAAGAUUUUUCUACACUUUUUCUUAUGUUAUCUACAAAUAAGCGUAUUUCUGUGUGAUUUUAUGUUACUGUUAGUGUUAGAUUGUCAAAAUAUGAACCUAGUGCAAUUAUAGUCUGAAUGAAAUCAGCUGUGACAAAACCUUAAUCUGUGUCAUUCAGGCUCAAUUUUUGUCCAUCUGCUCUUGAUUUCCGUCCAUUUAUCCAUUGAACAUUCAUUUGUGUUGUAAUUUGAAAAAAUUCUUUGUUUAUUUACUUACAUGUUUUGACUGCUUUAUUAAUGUUUCCUUGAUGCAUUUCAUAUUUUAUUUGAUUCAACUAUUAUCACUUUUGCCUGAAAUGUAGUAGUUUAAAGUGCAGUGAAACUGAUUAUAAUAUAUAUCUGAUAGCCUAAAUUUAACUGGUUUGAUUCAUACCACAGAAUUGCCCUGUGCUUUUUCUGACAGAUUUGAUUGUAACAUUCUACCUAGCAGUAAUUACUGUUUUGUUUGUUUUAGUAAGAGUCGUGCAGCGCUUACAACUGCAUAAGUAAUUACCAAUUACCCAUCAAUAACACAUCAGUGUUUUAUGUUCCACUCCAGUCUUACAAAUAACAUCAAUCUCAAAUAACAACCAACAGUACUGAAAGGUAUGACUAAGACACUUCAUUUGAUGCCUGACUACUUGGUCUCAUAUGUUGAGCCUUAUCCAUGUCAAAAACGCUCCUCAUAUUAAAUGGCCAACCUACACCAAAAAAAAAGGAGAUUUUGGAGUCAAAGUAUACCCCCAUAUUGUAUGUGAAAUCAUGUCAUAGAUAGACACAUACAGUAAGUUCUUUUAAUAUCUUGAGGUACCACCAGUACCAGCACUCAGAAACAGGUUUUUCUCUAAAUUACUCUAAUAAAGACAAUAUGCAUUGAAGCAUUGAAUAAGGAAAGUUGAUAUCUGCUUUGCUCAGGAAUCUUGCAGUUGUCUUUCUUGAAUGUCUGUGUCUAAUUUAUGCAGAAUGCUAGUUUAUGUUUUGACAGUGCUGUUAUGACAUUCCGUUUUGCCUUCUAAACAACACAUAAAGGGAUUAUUCCUAUAUAAUUUUAUUUGAGACUGCUGAUGUAAAGAAUGCCUCAAGCGUUUUAUGUACAAUAGUUUCAAAGAAAGAUCCUGAGAAUGUUGGAACAUAGGCUACUACUCACACAUAACCAUACAUGCAUACAUUCUUCAUACAGUAUAACACGGAUAGGUCGAACACAGAAGACUUGAAGUCGGGCAUCUGUCGACUGUGCCCGUGGUCCCACUUUUUCUUCUUCUUUAUCUUUGUAAGAUAUCCCUCGAACUACAGAUCCCUUGAACUAUUGAGGCCGGUCCCAACGAAUUCGAGCUAUCCGUGUCAUACUAUAGGCCUACGUUCAAUUCUUCAUCAGAAUCAGCAAAGGGAUAAUGUGGCCAAUUCUCUGGGUUUUUCCCCCUUCCAGUUACACAGCAAAUUUUAAACAUUUUUAAAGCUCUUUGCAAUGCUCAACAUGUGCUAAUGUUCUAAAUUGAGCUCAUUCAGUUUUCUUAAACAUCAUAGUCUAAAGAUCAUGUAGUGAAAAUCGGUGGAUCCAUUUGCUAAGUUUUAUUGUUCUAGCUAAGCACACGUUUCUUCAGUUUAAUCUAGACUUAGGUAAGUCAACCAUCAGUGAAUUCUAACAGUUACGUAUCCAAAAUUGGGAGCCAAAUUGCACUAUGCCCUCUCCCCCUUUUUGCUGAACCAGAGGUAGUUAUUAUGGCAAGUACCCCACCAAUAGACAUAAUUUCAGAAACACAUUCAUUAUCACUGCCCUGUAGGAUAUUUUUUUAGCUGCAAUUAUCAUGUCUUGCUCAAGGACACACCCAGUGUCGCUCGCUUAAAUGGCAUGUCAACUUUGGUCUUAGCCCCUAAGCCUGAACUCCAUGACCACCAGUUUACAAAAUUAUUCUUUUACUUUAAUCGUUUCAUGAUAAGACACAUACACUUGUACAAUUGCAAAUUUUUGCGGGGGGGGGUGUGAUGCAAGUAGACCGACUUCGUCAUUUUAUGAUUUUAUGUAAUGGACUCGCGAUAGUGUCCUUAGAUUUUAAAUCCACAGAGUCGUAGUUAUAACCAGAAGGCUAUUUUUUUGUGAAUUUGGUUUGAUUUUGUGACACGUGAUUUAAGGCUUUCUUUUACUUUUAUUUUUAUCACUUUUAUAGAGAUCUGUGUAUUGUACGUGAAUUUAUGGUUGCAACACUUACCCUAUUCAUUUAAGUAAUGAAUUCCAUGAUCAAAACUUCUUAAUGCUUUUUCAAAAAUGAGCAGUAGUAUAUGUUGCAUUGAUAUCAAGUUUCAAAAUUAUACCUUGCAGCUUAUUAUUAUAUUCAUACUUCUUGCCAGAUUUGUGCCUUUUCAAAAUUAAUCGCAGUUCAUUGUCCAAUAUUUGAAUAAUAAAUUCUGAAGGUGUUCAACCGAGAAACCAAACUGCCA
Molecule: messenger RNA, 7198 nt
Organism: Aplysia californica (California sea hare)
Lineage: Eukaryota; Metazoa; Mollusca; Gastropoda; Aplysiida; Aplysiidae
Exons: 15
Coding region: 760-3300 (846 amino acids)
Molecular function (GO): protein binding
Source: RefSeq, a predicted model, not a curated record